Prunus armeniaca (apricot) is the source of this 1419-nucleotide messenger RNA. The record is from the annotation of a GenBank genome assembly. Lineage: Eukaryota; Viridiplantae; Streptophyta; Magnoliopsida; Rosales; Rosaceae.
AUGAGAGCUGUUUUACUUCUGUUCAGGUUUCUAAGCACUAUGGUAGCCAUAACUAUUAGUAUUGGUUUGUGCAAUGGGAAUCUGGGAGUGCCUUGCAAAGAAAGUGAACGACAAGCACUUCUGAUAUUCCAGAAGGAUCUUGAGGAUCCUUCAAAUCGGCUUUCGUCGUGGGUAGGUGAAGGAGUUUGUUGCAAUUGGACUGGAGUUGUCUGUGAUGACUUAACCGGUCACGUCCGCGAGCUCCACCUUAAUAAACCCGACUCUCAACAGGAUCUCCACUUAUCUUUUGGGGAUUUCUAUGUCACUUCUACUUGGUUGGGUGGUAAGAUAAAUCCUUCUUUGCUCAGUUUGAAGUAUCUCAACUACUUAGACUUAAGUUACAAUAAUUUUCAAGGUAUUCAGAUUCCUAGCUUCUUUGGUUCACUUAAAAGUUUAAGAUAUCUUAACCUAUCUGAGGCAAGCUUCCAAGGUAUAAUUCCUCCUCAGUUGGGAAAUCUCUCAAAUUUACAGUAUCUUGGUCUCCGCGGUUACAAGCUUAAGGUUGAGAAUCUUCAAUGGGUUUCUGGUCUUUCUCAUUUGAAAAAACUUGACAUGAGUCGUGCUAAUCUUAGUAAAGCAUCCGACUGGUUACAAGUUCCAAACAUGCUCCCCUCUUUGGUAGAGUUACAUAUGGCCGGUUGUCAACUUGAUCACAUUCCCCCUCUACCCCUCAUAAAUUUUACUUCACUUGCCAUCCUUGAUCUUUCUGAAAACACAUUUGAUUCUUUGAUGCCCAGGUGGGUUUUCAGUCUUAGAAAUCUAGUUUCCCUUUCUGUCAAAGGUUGUGGUUUCCAAGGUUCAUUUUCUAGCCAUCCACAAAAUAUCUCCUCUCUCAAGGAACUUGAUCUUUCAUUGCACAAUCUGUGUGAGUUGAUGGAUCUUGAUCUGUCAUUCAACAAUUUCAAUGGCAAUGUAUCAGAAAUCUUUGACAGUUUGUCUGUGUGUGGUCCAGACAAAUUAAAGUCCUUGUCGUUAGGGUCUAAUAAUUUUUCAGGUCAUUUUGCAGAGCAUGUAGGAAAUUUUAAAAAUUUAAGCCACCUUGAUCUUUCUGCUAAUUCUAUAUCAGGUCCAAUUCCUGUGUCCUUGGGGAAUCUGUCCGUGUUAACAGAAUUGCUGAUUUAUGACAAUCAGUUUAAUGAAACUCUCCCAGAAAGUAUUGGUCAACUCAAAAUGCUUACUGUUUUGGAUAUAUCUUAUAAUUCAUUAGAAGGAGUAGUGUCUGAAGUUCAUUUUACUUACCUUACAAAAUUGAAGGAUUUCGUUGGAAAAGGAAACUCAUUGGCUCUGAAUACUAGUCGAGGUUGGCUUCCUCCUUUUCAACUCAGUCGCUUAUGGUUGGAUUAUUGGCAUCUAGGACGUGAAUUUCCUAUGUGGCUUUAG